Molecule: messenger RNA, 2053 nt
Organism: Acipenser ruthenus (sterlet)
Lineage: Eukaryota; Metazoa; Chordata; Actinopteri; Acipenseriformes; Acipenseridae
Product: RELT-like protein 1
Exons: 8
Coding region: 104-892 (262 amino acids)
Biological process (GO): positive regulation of p38MAPK cascade
Cellular component (GO): plasma membrane
Source: RefSeq, a predicted model, not a curated record
GUGUAGCAAAACGCAAUAGGGAGGGACGAACGUACGCGGACUUUACAACAGUUCCAAAAGUUAAAGCAAGACGCAACAACCACCACCCUCUGCUUCUUGAUUCAUGGCUCCAACAACAGCGCAGAUAGUUCCUCUGGUGAAUGGGACGACAGGUGUCCCAGCUGGUGAUGGGAACUCAGGGUCACUUGCUUUUGUGCUGGUGCCAAUCUUCUUUAUAAUGGGCCUUUUGGGAGUCUUGAUCUGUCACAUUCUGAAAAAGAAGGGAUACCGCUGCACCACCGAUGCUGAAAAAGACAUUGAAGAAGAAAUAAAAGUAGAGGAAAAGACAGAGAUGAAUGAUACCUUUAGUGAGUGCAAUGCUGAUACUGUUGGACAAAUUGUGCAUUACAUCAUGAAAAAUGAAGCUAACUCGGAAGCUUUAAAGGCUAUGUUACAGGAUAGCAAUACUGACCCUGACAGUCCUACAACUCCAUACAGUCCAGGUAUCCAAAGUAUUCCAGUUACCCCAGACACAGCGUUGACACCUAGACCAGGUUCCACCCCUUCUAAGCACACCUGUCAAAGCAACCACCUGCACACAAUCAGUGGGGUGGCUGAGAUGAACGUCUGCUCUCGCUGUAACCACAAGAAAUGGCCUUUGAUGCGGCAAGGCAGCAAGUCAAGAGAAUUAAAGAGAAAUCGCCAUGGAGAGGUCACUGUGCUCUCUGUCGGGAGGUUCCGAGUAACAAAGACAGAGAACAGAUCCAAUCCAAAGGAACAAAAGAGUCUGAUUUCCGAUCCACAGGAUGAAAAAUUAGGUUCAAAUGGGGAAGUCCCUGCUACCCCUACGCAAGAGGAAUCAAAGAGCAGAACCGUCUCAGAGUCACAGGAACAAAGUCAUACUGACCUGUGAUGCAGUUUUUAAGUUCCUGGUGGUGGUGUUGCUGUGUCAUUAUUUGUCACUCCACGCAAACAUUGUAAAGCAUAUAUACUUAUUUUCCACACCUGUUGUAACAAGAAAGCAAAUGACGUCAGUUGUUCACGGGUGCCACAACAGAUAUUUUUUACUGUCAAUGUUAUUAUUCUUUUGCCUCCUUUGUGUCUGUCAAAAUACUUGUAUUGCUAGUUUGCCUUUUUUCUGUGUCUUCUCUUCAAGUAUCCCAGCCCUCCCCUACCUGUUGUAAAUCAUUUUGGUUUUAACAAAUUCAUCAAUUUAAUGCUGUAAUGUAUGCAAAUCUAUAGGUAAAAUCAUGGUCCCUUGCCAGUCACAGCCUGCUUUCCAAAUGACUUUCCAGAAUGUAGCUCGCUUUACUUGCUUUGGUCCUUUCACUAGUUUUUCAGGCAACAACUAAAACAGGUAAAGCAAUUAAAUUAAGGGUGGUAUUCAGAGUGUAAUCUGAGGCAAAAACCUCAUGUCUGGAAUGUAAAGUACUCGUGGAACAUGAACAAAACUGGAAAACCGCACCAGAAACCUUUGCAAAUAUUAUUUACUGUCCAUUUUGCCUUUUGAGUAAAAUGAAAUACACUUGUUUUUAUUUCUUUUCUUUAUUUGGUACCAGCUUCAUAUUGCAUAAAAUGUGUUUAACUGCACACGUUUACAGUAACUCAACAAAGACACCUACUUUAACACACAUUUUGUAAGUGCAACUGUGUAAAGGACAAGGAGAAAUCUGUUGUCCACAUUAUGUGCAUUUCUACUGUCAGCAAUAAGUAUUUUUUAUAAUUUUGUAAUAAAUAAAACUUUUUACUUCAGGCACUAUCUUUCCUUACCAAAAUGUUUUAUAUGAUAUAGCUAUUAUAAAUGUUUACUUUUGUUAUAUCCAUUUGUAUGUGGAAAGUUAUAUUUAUAUAUCUGUAUCCUAGAUAUAAAUAGUGAGCAAUAUAUUUAUAUAGGUAAACUACAUAUUGGAUAAGGAAGAAUAUAUUUGAAAACAAAGGCACUGUUCCACAGGUUGUGUAGUCAGUGUUAAUGUUAAUAUUGUUUAGCUUGCCCAACAUGUUUGGUUUUUUUCUGUAUAAACUGUAACAUGCAUUUUUAUUCCCCCCAGACAUUAAAAGAAAUAAAAAAGAAGAA